Paramecium sonneborni is the source of this 1634-nucleotide messenger RNA. NCBI's taxonomy places the organism in Eukaryota, Ciliophora, Oligohymenophorea, Peniculida, Parameciidae. The record is from the annotation of a GenBank genome assembly.
AUGAUUUAAAAGAUAGCUAGAUAAGUGAUAAAUAGAAGCCCUUUCUCAAGUACAACAGUUAAUGAAGGAACAUUUUUAGAUUAAGUCAUGGCCUAUUUCAAUAAAGCUGCUGGACAUACAACAAUAAGUCAAGAUAAAUUGGAGUAUUAAAUUCUCAUAAGCUUUUUAGUUUCUAUAAGAGUACAGACAUUGUGAUUAAGUUUAAUUUACCAUUAGUUAGAGAUGAUGGAACAUAUAUUUGUGUAAUAUGUUGAAUCUAUGAAUAGGUUCCUGCUUAUAGAGCUUAACAUAAGACUUAUAGAUUGCCAACGAAAGGUGGAACAAGAUUGAGUCCACACAUAAAUAUAGAAGAAGUAGAAGCAUUGUCAUUUUUGAUGACUUUGAAAAAUUCAAUAUUAGAUUUACCAUAUGGUGGAGCUAAAGGUGGUAUUGGAAUUAACCCAAGGAAAUUUUCAAAAAGAGAAAUAGAAACAUUGAUGAGAAGAUAUACUUUAGAGUUAGCAAAGAAGAAUUUCAUUGGUGCAGCAAUAGAUGUACCUGGACCUGAUCUUGGAGUAUGAAUUUUUAAUUAAUAUUACUUAAGACUGGUGAAUAAGAAAUGAGUUGGAUGAAAGAUGCCUAUACAAAGUUUAAGGGACAUUAAGAUAUCAAUUCAGUAGGUUGUGUCACUGGAAAGGCAAUUACUUAAGGUGGCAUUUCUGGUAGAUAAGAAUCAACAGGAAUGGGAGUAAAUUCAUUUAAAUAUUAAUUAGAUUUUCUUUGCAACAAGAGAGAUAUUGAAUAAUACUAAGUAUUGUUAAUCUGUAGGUAUUGAACCAAGUUUAAAAGGGAAAUCAAUUAUUAUUUAAGGUUAUGGAAAUGUAAUUAAAAAUUUAAUAUAAAAUAGGUAGGUUCAUUUUGUGCUAAAUAUAUGUAUGAUUAUGGAGCUAAAAUAAUUGGAGUAGCUGAACAUGAUGGAUCUAUUUUCAAUCCUAAUGGAAUUAAUCCAUAUGAAUUAGCAGCUCAUAAAACAAAAACUGGAGGUGUUAAAGGAUUUGUUAAUGCUGAAUAAUAUUGGGAAGAUGAAUCAGCUAUUUAUAAUUAAUGUGAUAUAUUCAUUCCAGCAGCUUUUGAAAAAACAGUCAAUGCAAGUAAUGCUGAUAAAUUUAAUUGUAAAAUUAUUGCUGAAGGUGCUAAUGGUCCAACAACAAUGGCGGCUGAAGAAAAACUUCUUGCUAAAGGUGUCAUCUUUUUACCAGAUAUUUUACUUAAUGCUGGUGGUGUUACUGUAAGCUAUUUAGAAUGGUUAAAAAAUUUAAAACAUAUUAAUCCAGGAAGAAUGACAAGAAGAUGGGAAGAAUAAGCAAAACAUAGAAUUCUUGAAGUUAUUAAAAUGAGUACUGGACUCAAUAUAAAUAUUAAAGAUAGUAAGUUAGCUAAAAAAAUGUUAGAAGGUCCAUCAGAAGUAAGUUUUUAUCAUAUAUUUUAUUAAGACUGAUUUAGUUCAUACUGCCUUAGAAUAAUCAAUGAUUGAAGCUGUCAAUAAUAUUAUGGCUACAUCUUUAGAUUAUAAAGUUAAUUUAAGAUUAGCUGCUUACAUCAGUGCUAUCAACAAGUUAAAUGAACAUUUUGAAAUGGCUGGAGUUGAAGCAUGA